UGUUUUUGGAAGGCAAUAAAAAUGGGUCUGGGCAUUUGGGUGGUGUUCUUACUGCUCCCCUCUAUUAUUUGCUGCUCUGCCUGUUUACAAGAGGAACGAAUUUCUCUUUUGGAUCUCAAACAAGGCAUUAACUUCACUUAUGAUAACCCGCUGGAAUUGUGGAAAGGAUUGAACUGCUGCAGUUGGGAAGGAGUGGGCUACAAUCCACACACUGGCCACGUCAUCACCUUGGAUCUCAGUGGCUAUCCCAUUCAAUGGACUGAAGUUCGAGGGGGUUUAUUCCAACUGCUAUAUUUGGAGCACUUGGAUCUCUCUCAAAAUUCCUUCUACCCUCUUUCCAUCCCUCCACAAGUUGGAGAGCUAAGGAGAUUGAAGUAUCUGGGCUUAUCUGGGUGUGGAUUUAGUGGCCGAAUUCCAAGAGACUUGACUAAACUGCAGCAAUUGGAGCACUUGGACCUCUUUUGGAAUUCCUUCGACUCUCUUUCCAUCCCUCCAGAAGUUGGUGAGCUGAGGAGAUUGAAGUUUCUGAGCUUGUCUUACUGUCAAUUGACUGGCCGAAUUCCAAGAGAGUUGAGCAAACUGAAGCAAUUGGAGUACUUGAACCUCGGUGGCAAUCAUCUCCAUGGUGCCAUUCCCAUGGAGAUGGGUAACAUGUCCACCUUGAAAUCCCUUGACCUCUCUUAUAAUGAUGGUUUCCAGAACAACAAGUUGGGUGAGUUGAUAGCACAUUUGAGAGGGUUGGAGCAUCUUGAUCUGAGCAACAUGAAUUUCACUAUGGCACAACAUACUUUGUUGGAAGGAUACUUGGCUUCUCUCACCAAUCUCACCGCACUUUACAUGAGCAAUUGUGGGCUUUCAGGAGAAAUUCCUCCCUCCUUUGCAAAUCUCUCCCGGCUUCAAUAUUUGGAUCUUUCGGAAAAUUCAUUCAGAGGUAAGAUUCCUACCUAUCUUGGAGCUCUCCCUCUGUCAGCUCUUGAUCUCUCGGGGAACAAUUUGGAAGGUUUUAUUCCAUCCUCUUUCAGUCACCUCUACAAUCUGCAAUCUCUUUCUCUGAGUUCAAACAAAUUAAAUGGCAGCAUUCCGUCUACUCUAGGGAAUCUUUCCAAAUUGAAUAGGCUUGAACUCCAGGAUAACUCUCUUAGCGGUCCAAUCUCUUCCUUUGCUGAGCUAUCCAAGCUAGAGUGGCUUAAUUUAGCCAACAAUAGAUUAAAUGAAACUUUCUCAUUUUUUAUUUUGAAUAAUUGCCUUAGACUUCGGCUUUUGGAUCUCUCAAGCAAUAUAUUGACCGUAAAAGUCGAUGCCUCUACCAUCCCCAAAUUUCAACUUGAUUAUUUAGCUUUACAUGAAUGCAAUAUUACAGGAAAUUUUCCUGCAUUUAUUUCAACUCAAUAUUUCAUUCGAUAUUUAGAUUUGUCAAACAAUUUUCUUAGUGGCUUUAUUCCUGUAAGGAAGCAAAGGAGGAAAAUUCAAAAGGAAAAGGGUGCAGAGCCUGAUGACUUUGAGGAAUCUGUGGCACAGGCCUUAUUUGAUUUGGAGAACACCAAUCAGGAGCUGAAAAGUGAGCUCAAAGAUUUGUAUAUUAACUCUGCCAAACAAGUUGAUAUAUCUGGUAAUCGAAAGGCGAUUGUCAUUCAUGUCCCAUACCGCUUGAGGAAGGCUUUCCGAAAGAUGCAUGUAAGGCUUGUGCGAGAGCUGGAAAAGAAGUUCAGUGGAAAGGAUGUUGUUAUGAUUGCAACAAGGAGAAUAUUAAGGCCACCGAAGAAAGGCUCAGCUGCAGUUCGACCCCGUAGUCGAACAUUGACUUCUGUCCAUGAGGCUACCUUGGAAGAUGUUGUCUAUCCUGCAGAGAUUGUUGGGAAACGAAUUAGAUACCGUGUUGAUGGCUCCAAGAUAAUGAAGGUCUAUUUGGAUCCCAAGGAGCGUAAUAACACAGAAUACAAACUGGAAACAUUUACUGGGGUUUAUAGGAAGUUUUGUGGGAAGGAGUUUUGGGGUUGUAGAGAAGAGGGAGUUUUUCGUCUUGCAUCAAUUAGUAGAGCCAAGGGUCUUGAUAGUGGAGAGGAUCUGCCAGGAUUUGCAGAAGAUGAGAAAGAAGAUAAGCUACUUGAAGAGGUUGUCGUUGCUAUGAGAGGUGAUAAAAAUGACAUUGCAGUAGUGGAGGUUGAAGAUGAUAUUGUAGAAAAGGUAAUUCUUGAGCUUCCUAAGUUUACUAAAGUAGAAAAGAAUAGAAGUGAGUUAGAUGUAGAUGUUGCAUAUGUGCUUGUGGAAGCAGUAGAGGAUAUUGGCAGUGAAAUUUGGUGGAGGUGGUUGGUUCGUGGUGGAUCAAAAUCCAUAAAAGAGGGGAACAAUGGGCAGGUUAUUUGGUGGAGGAGUGAAAUUCGAGAGGGGAUAUUUCAACUGUUGUAUUUGGAAUACUUGGACCUCUCUGGGAAUUCCUUCAAUCCUCUUUCCAUCCCUCCACAAGUUGGAGAGCUGAGGAGAUUGAAGCAUCUGAGCUUAUCUUACUGUGGAUUUAGUGGCCAAAUUCCAAGAGAGUUGAGUAAACUGCAGCAAUUGGAGCUCUUGGACCUCAGUUACAAUCAUCUCGAUGGUGUCAUUCCAAGGGAGGUGGGUAACAUGUCCACCUUGAAAUUCCUUGACCUCUCAAUUUGGUUAAAUGAUGAUUUGCAGAGCGGCAACAUGGGUGAGUGGAUAAAACAUUUGAGAGGGUUGGAGCAUCUUGGACUGAGCGACAUGAAUCUCACUAUGGAAGGAGAUAUUUGGUUGGGGAUUAUCGCCUCUCUCGCCAAUCUCACCAAACUUUCCAUGGACAACUGUGGAUUGUCAGGGGAAAUUCCCCCCUCCUUUGCAAAUCUCUCAGGGCUUCAAUGGUUGGACCUGUCACGCAACUCAUUAAGAGGUAAGAUUCCUGUCUGUCUAGGAGCGCUUCCUUUGUCGAAUCUUUUUCUUUCUUACAACAAUUUGGAAGGUCCUCUUCCCUCCUCUUUAGGUGGGCUCUCAAAAGUGCAGUACCUGGAUCUGAGUUCAAACAAAUUAAAUGGCAGCAUUCCGCCUACUCUAGGUAAUCUCUCAUCGCUAUUUUGGCUUGAACUGCAGGAUAAUUCUUUGAGUGGUCCAAUUCCAACUUCUUUUGGUAACCUAUCCCAAGUAAAUCGACUUAAUCUGGCCAACAACAGCUUAAAUGGAACUUUCUCAUUUUCUAUUUUAAAUAGUUGCUCCCAACUUAAGGUUUUGGAUCUCUCGAGCAAUAUGUUGACCGUAGAAUUCACCCCAUCUACCAUUCCCAAAUUUCAGCUUACUCACUUAGAUCUACGUGACUCUAACAUUAGAGGAAUUUUUCCUGGGUUUAUUUCAACUCAAUAUUCUAUUAUCUACUUAGAUUUGUCAAACAACUCUCUUAGUGGCAAUAUUCCAAAUUGGCUUUGGGAACUCUCUGAUCUUGCAUUUUUAGAUCUGUCAAAUAAUAUUUUUGAGGGACAAAUUUUAAAAACAUUUAGUAGGUAUUCAAAUAUUUUUGGGUUUCUUUCAUUGGCCAAAAAUAAUAUUACUGGUUUUAUUCCAAAUUCUAUUUGUAAUGUGGUGAGUUUGGAGAUUUUAGACUUGUCAAAUAAUAAAUUUAGUGGUAAGAUUCCCCAAUGUCUAGAGAACUGUUCUAUGUUGUCUCUUGUAAAUCUAGAGAAUAAUAACUUAGAGGGGAUGAUACCAAAUAUAUUUGAGAGAAUGAAUUCUUCCCUUGAGACUUUGAAAUUAGGAAACAAUAUGCUUGAAGGAAAUAUUCCAUUAUCACUUGGAAAAUGUGGGACUCUAAAAAUCCUUGAUAUAAGAAACAAUAAUUUACAAGGGAGCAUUGCAAAUUGGGUUAAAAGCUUGUAUAGUCUCCAAAUUUUAGUACUGAAAAAUAAUAAAUUUAAAGGUAAAAUCCCAUUGCAGUUAACCAAACUUCAAAAUCUUCAAAUUUUGGAUAUUUCAAAUAAUCUCUUUUCAGGGGUUAUUCCAAGUGACUUGAUGAAGCUAACUACAAUGACAAAUCAAUCAGACAACACAAAUGUCUUUGAACAAUCAUUCUUUCUUAGUAUGAUAGCUUCAGAGGGAGCUGUACCAUACAUAGAUGGGAUAAGAGUUAUGAAUAAAGGACAAAAUAUGGAGUUUAGGCAAAUUUUGAGAUUAGUAAAAUGUCUUGACCUUUCCAGCAAUAAUUUGUCGGGUAAAAUUCCUUGGAAUAUUGGAUCCCUCAAAGGUUUGAUUAUUUUGAACAUUUCAAGAAAUCAUUUUAGUGGCGAGAUUCCUAAAUCUAUUCGAGAAAUGGUGCUAUUGCAAUCACUUGAUCUUUCACACAAUAAUCUCUCUGGUGUUAUUCCUACUGAGCUGCAACUUCUCACAUCAUUAAGUUACUUUGAUGUGUCCUAUAAUAACCUAUCAGGGAUGAUACCACAAGGAGGACAAAUGAUGACAUUUAAUUCGACAUAUUUCUCCAACAAUUUUGGCUUAUGUGGUCUACAAAUUUAUGUAUCAUGCUUAAGCAGUCAUCCUAAUUCUCUAAGGGAACAUGAAGAAAACAAUGAAGAUUCAGAGGAUGAUAUAUGGUGGGAUAUGGGGAUGGCAACAGGCUGUGUAAUUAGCUUUUCAAUCGUAAUGGGAAUCUUGUGGAUCAACAAAACAUGGAGCGUCAUAUGCUUCAAAUUCAUGGAUGCCACUAUUAAUUUUCUAUUUCAAACAUUGUGAAAAUAAUUGUAUUCUAGAAAGUAGGAUCAUUUAUAUUCUACUUUUUGAUCCACAAGCUAAUCAUGUAACAUCAAUUAUCAUAUUUUCAUGUUGCAAAGUGCAAAAUAUAUGAAACGAUGUAUAUUCUACAUAAUGUAUAACAAACACUAUGUUACAUAUUGUCUGUCAAAUUUUAUACAACUAU
This is a messenger RNA of Cryptomeria japonica (Japanese cedar), 4906 nucleotides long. RefSeq names its product receptor-like protein 50. The record is from RefSeq and is a predicted model, not a curated record. NCBI's taxonomy places the organism in Eukaryota, Viridiplantae, Streptophyta, Pinopsida, Cupressales, Cupressaceae. Bases 22 to 4722 code for a protein of 1566 amino acids. Gene Ontology annotation, biological process: translation. Gene Ontology annotation, cellular component: ribosome. Gene Ontology annotation, molecular function: structural constituent of ribosome; protein binding. The transcript is spliced from 9 exons.